Messenger RNA from Saprolegnia diclina VS20, 1075 nucleotides. RefSeq lists its product as hypothetical. Gene Ontology annotation, molecular function: oxidoreductase activity. NCBI's taxonomy places the organism in Eukaryota, Oomycota, Saprolegniomycetes, Saprolegniales, Saprolegniaceae. The record is from RefSeq and is a predicted model, not a curated record. The transcript has a single exon. Bases 30 to 1013 code for a protein of 327 amino acids.
CGCGGCCGUGUGAAGCCCGAAUAGAGAAGAUGCUUUGGCUGCUCGUGCUCGCGCUGGCCGCUUCGCUAAUUGCUGGCACCUCGACGUGCGCUGUGGGCGACAGAACCUGUGCGACGGACGCUCGCAACGUUCGCCUCUCCAACGGCGUGUCGAUGCCGUGGGUCGGCCAAGGGCUCGCAGGCAUGAAGGGCGACGUGACGGCGACUGCGGUGCAGCUCCAUGUCGCUGCGGGGUUUCGCGCGCUCGACGGCGCGCAGGCCAAAGAAUGGUACGAUGACGUGGCAGCCGGCAAUGCACUCGCGGCGAUAUUGCAGUCGACGCCGUCGCUGUCGCGGCGCGAUUUUUUCAUUGCGUCCAAGGUGCACCCGGCGUUCCUCGGGCAAGUCGAGGUCGCCGUGCGCGAGAUGUUUGUCUCGUGGCACCUCGAUUGGGACACUGAUGCAAUCGACUUGGUCUACCUGCACUACCCCGCGUGUGGCGACCAUAUUCCCGACUGCCGCGGUCAGCCCGUCGGUGACUGGCGCCCCGCCUGGCGGGCGCUCGAGCGGCUCUACGACGACGGCAAGAUCCGCGCGCUCGGCGCCUCCAACUUUGACGCCACGCAGCUCCACGAGCUGUGGGUGAUGGCGACGACGCCACCGCAUGUAGUUCAAAUGUGGGUCGACCCGUUCCAUCAAGCGAGGGGCGAUCGCGCCUUUGUGAUUGGCCACGGCGGCGUCGUCGUCGGCUAUUCGUCCUUGGGCACACAGUGGCCAACUAACCCCGUGUGGUCGUCGCCCGUGCUCCAAGCCAUCGCUGCCAAGCACGCGACCUCGGUCGCCUCCGUGGUCCUGAGUUACUUUCUGCAGCGAGGCGUGGCCAUGAUUCCGCGCAGCACCAAGUUGGCCCACGUCCAGGCCAACGCACGCUUGCUCGAGCCGCACUACGUGGCUUCGCUCCUUGAUGCUGCAGACCGCGAUGCGAUUGCGGCGCUCGAUGGGCAGUACGAGGCGCGUCCUCACGACGAAAUAUAAGUCCUUUUAGGAAUACCUUGAGUCGCUCGUCAUUUGUGCUUAUCUCAAGUUGUAUGGGGCGC